Molecule: messenger RNA, 2266 nt
Organism: Odobenus rosmarus divergens (Pacific walrus)
Lineage: Eukaryota; Metazoa; Chordata; Mammalia; Carnivora; Odobenidae
Gene: IFFO2
Product: intermediate filament family orphan 2
Exons: 9
Coding region: 1-1566 (521 amino acids)
Source: RefSeq, a predicted model, not a curated record
AUGGUGAACUCGCUGCUGUUCGGGGAGAUGGCCUUGGCCUUCGGCUGCCCGCCCGGCGGCGGCGGCGGGAGCUGCCCCGGCGGGGGCGGUGGCGGCGGCGGGGCCGGGCCGGGGCCGUCUCCGGUGACGGCGGCGCUGCGGGACGACUUGGGCUCCAACAUCCACCUCCUGAAGGGGCUCAACGUGCGCUUCCGCUGCUUCCUGGCCAAGGUGCACGAGCUGGAGCGGCGCAACCGGCUGCUGGAGAAGCAGCUGGAGCAGCAGCAGAGCGAGCGCGAGCGGCGGCUGCGCUACAAGACCUUCUCCAGAGAGCAGGCCGUGCAGACCGGGCCCGAGCUGCUGCGGCCGCCAGCGCCCGGCGUGGGGCACGGCAGCGGCAGCGGCAGCGGCAGCGGCGCGACGGCGGGCGCCAACGCCAACACCGUGGCCCUGGGCGGCCUGCCCCCCGGCGGCGGCUCGCACCCGCAGCACUACGGCCGCCUGCCCGGGACCAUCUGGAGCUACACGCAGGUGCGGCGCACGGGCGGCGGCGGCGUGGAGACUGUGCAGGGCCCCGGCGUGUCGUGGGUGCACCCCGACGGCGUGGGCGUGCAGAUCGACACCAUCACGCCUGAGAUACGCGCGCUCUACAACGUGCUGGCCAAGGUGAAGCGCGAGCGCGACGAGUACAAGCGGAGGUGGGAGGAGGAACUGGCCAAGCGCAUGAAUCUGCAGACCAUGGUGGACACGCUGCAGGAGGCGGCGCAGGAGGCUGAAGCCAUCCAGGAGGAGAUGAAUGAGAAGAUCGAGCGGCUCAAGGCCGAGCUGGUGGUGUUUAAGGGGCUCAUGAGUGACCCCAUGACAGACCUGGACACAAAGAUCCAAGAAAAGGCCAUGAAGGUGGACAUGGACAUCUGUCGCCGGAUCGAUAUCACGGCCAAGCUGUGCGAUGUCGCACAGCAACGGAACUCGGAAGACGUGUCCAAGAUCUUCCAGGUGGUCCCCAAAAAGAAAGAGCGUAAGGUGGCUUCGGACGACGACAUCUCCGAGCAGGAUGGGGAGGUGAACCGGUUCUCGGACGACGAGGUCGGCUCCAUGAACAUCACAGACGAGAUGAAACGCAUGUUCAACCAGCUGCGGGAGACCUUUGAUUUUGACGAUGACUGUGACAGCCUGACGUGGGAAGAGAACGAAGACACACUGCUGCUCUGGGAGGACUUCACCAACUGCAACCCAACCAUUGACCUGCAGGGCGAGCAAGAGGAAAACUUGGGCAACUUGAUCCACGAGACAGAAUCCUUCUUCAAGACGAGAGACAAGGAGUACCAGGAGACAAUUGGCCAGAUCGAGCUGGAGCUGGCCACGGCCAAGAGUGACAUGAACCGGCACUUGCAUGAGUACAUGGAGAUGUGCAGCAUGAAGCGCGGGCUGGAUGUGCAGAUGGAGACCUGCCGCCGGCUCAUCAAAGGCUCUGCAGACAGGAAUUCACCGUCCCCCAGCUCCGUGGCCAGCAGUGACUCAGGAAGUACAGACGAGAUCCAGGAUGAGUUUGAGCGGGAGGCGGAUGUGGAACCCAUGGUCAGCUGAUGACGGAGGCCCCCUGUGCCUGCUGGUCUUGGUGAUGGGGCCUCUGCCCCCACUCCCCGUGGGGCCAGGAAGGCUCCUCGGAGUGGGGCUCCAGUCCUCACCACACAGACUCCCUCUGCCCUCCCUUCUCUGGAGGCCCCGAGGGACCGCUGCUUCCUUCCUUCCACCCCACCACCAACCAGGGCCCCUUCUCCAUCCACCCACCCAAGGAAUGGUGCUGUCAAUUUCUAUUGUUCUCCACAUUACAAAUGCAGACUUCUGUCCGGACGAUGCAGUGUUAACUGUGCCUUUUCCCUUAAGCUGAGCCACUUUGAGCUCCAAAGAAUUCUUCCUAGCAGGUGUUUUUAUACAAAACUCUAAGGUGAGGGCGGGGCCCCUGGCGUGGUAUAAUGUGGAUUUCUACCCUCCCACCUGCUCCUCUGAUUGGCCAUGAGCUCUGCCCUCCCCUCCUCUGCCUGGCCAGUGCCAGUUGGCCUUGGGGUGGCCCACCUCCCCACCCACCAGGAAGGAGCUGUUUGCCUUUGCAACCUUUCCAGGCCUGGGUGGGGGCCCCCCAAGUGUUUUUACUUACUGACAAGAGAGAAAAGAUGGAAGGAGGGAGGGAAGACAAAAUUUUAUUUUCUUUCUGGACCGAGUGGCGAAGCGGAGGGACAAGGCACUGUGGGGGAAAGUGGAGUCUCACUGUGUUUAAACUACUAUG